Messenger RNA from Vigna radiata var. radiata (mung bean), 1873 nucleotides. RefSeq names its product protein ZINC INDUCED FACILITATOR 1. NCBI's taxonomy places the organism in Eukaryota, Viridiplantae, Streptophyta, Magnoliopsida, Fabales, Fabaceae. Gene Ontology annotation, biological process: transmembrane transport; regulation of stomatal closure. Gene Ontology annotation, cellular component: plasma membrane; plant-type vacuole membrane. The record is from RefSeq and is a predicted model, not a curated record. The coding region runs from base 181 to 1632 and encodes 483 amino acids. The transcript is spliced from 18 exons. Gene Ontology annotation, molecular function: solute:potassium antiporter activity.
AAUAUAUAAUUGACAGAUUAUCAGGACUUGACACAUUAUACAUACUACUCAGACAAGUUCAUCACCUUACUGCUGACUCUGGUUGUAAACGCGUCGUGAGAAACCUUGUGAUUGAUGUUCUAUUCUUGUUUCGUGAAAAAGGGAGCUGAGUGAAACAAGUGGUGGGGUCAUAUCAGAAACAUGGAAGGGGAGAAUGUUGAAAAGCCAUUGUUGGAGAGGAAGAAGUACUACGAGAACUGCCCUGGUUGCAGAGUGGAUAAAGCCAAAGAGUUGAGUGAGGGACAGGGUGUACCCUUUACGAAUCUGUUCAUAAUAUGGAUGGUGGUGCUGUGUGCUUCUAUGCCUAUAUCGUCUCUCUUUUCAUACCUUUAUUUCAUGGUAAGGGAUUUUAAUAUUGCAAAAACAGAAGCUGAUAUCAGUUUUUAUGCUGGUUAUGUGGGUUGUGCUUUCAUGUUUGGAAGAUGUUUGACAUCUGUAAUGUGGGGAAUUGUAGCUGAUCGCUAUGGUAGAAAGCCUGUUAUAAUGAUAGGGAUUAUUGCAAUUGUCAUUUUCAACACACUGUUUGGCCUUAGUACGAGUUUUUGGAUGGCAGUUAUCAUGAGAUUUCUUCUGGGAUGCUUUAGUGGUCUGCUUGGACCAGUGACGGCUUAUGCUACUGAACUUUUUCGAGAAGAACACCAAGCUCUAGGAGUCUCAAGUGUUACUGCAUCUUGGGGCGCAGGUUUAGUCAUUGGCCCAGCUUUAGGAGGUUAUUUGGCUCAGCCUGUGGAGAAGUAUCCACAUAUUUUUCCAAAGGGUUCCUUUUGGGAUAAGUUUGCUUACUUCUUCCCCAAUUUUAUAAUAUCUGCGUUUGCAUUUGUUGUAGCUGUUGGCUGUAUUUGGAUACCGGAAACACUUCACAAUCAUAAUUGUAGCAAUGAAUCCAUGGACAAUUUUGAAGCUUUAGAAAUUGGAAGCAGAGUGGUUGGAAAAGAAAGGACAAAUCAAAAGAAGGAAAAGCUUCUCUUGAACUGGCCCUUGAUGUCAUCUAUCAUCAUCUUUUGUGUUUUCUCCCUUCAUGAUGGUGCUUAUCAUGAGGUUUUCUCGUUAUGGACUGUGAGUCCUCAAAGACUGGGGGGUUUGAACUUUACAACCAAUGAUGUUGGUAAUGUUCUUUCAAUAUCAGGUCUUGCAGUUAUCGUUUACCAAAUUACUCUGUAUCCAUUAGUGAGAAAAACUAGUGGACCUAUUGGAAUUGCUCGCAUAUCAGGGAUACUAACCAUACCACUUUUGCAAAGCUACACCUUCAUUGGAUCAUUAUCCGGCUUUGCACUACACAUAGUGUUAAGUAUUGCUUCAAUUCUGAAGAAUAUUCUUGCUGUGACCAUUACAACUUGUUUGUUCCUUUUACAAAACCGAGCAGUGGAACAACACCAAAGGGGUGAAGCUAAUGGCAUUUCUAUAACAGGCUUGUCUCUUUUCAAAGCUAUUGGCCCUGCUGCAGGUGGUGCAUUAUUAACUUGGUCACAAAAGCGAAUGGAUGCUUCAUUUCUCCCAGGCACCCAGAUGGUGUUCUUUGUCCUGAACACCGUUGUAGCAGUUGGAACAUUACUGACUUUCAAACCUUUCCUUGUCGAAAAGAGGACGACCUAAACGGAUUAGUCACACUGAUGCCAAUCAAUUUUGCUAAGAUAUUCACAUAAUUUCUCUUUAAAAUAUUGUGAACCUUUUCUAAGAUAUUGUUGUCUUGUCUAUCAUAGGUAGCAUUAAACUUUUCGUCAUGUCAAAGCCGAUAGUAUGGUUGUGAUUUAAUGCUUAGAGGACAUUUUGAGUUAUUUAUUUUUUUAUUUUUUAACAAAUAGAUUUUAAUGAGAAUAUUUAAUAUAUCAACAAA